AUGAACAAUUUAGAAAAACUUUUCUACGCGGGUCCUGUAACAUCCUUAUGUUUUCAUAAUGACUUAAUAUUAUUGUCGGGUCAAGGUCCUUAUUUAAAAGCCUUUUAUGUGCCGACUGGAAAAUUGUUAUUUAGUUAUCCUGUUAUAGAACACUUGAGAAUACAUCGAAUUGUUCCAGAUAAAAAUAAAAAUAUCAGUAAUGCUGGUGGAUCUUGUUAUAUUAAUAUUAUCAAAGAGCAAAGAUUAUUGGCUAUAUAUGGAUCAAAAACUAUUCAACUUGUUAAUUUAAUUAUAAAUUAUUUUAAGGAUAGUCUCGAACUACCUAAAAUUUCAAUUUCUCUCGAGUCGAGAUUGUCGCCUUUAAAGGAUUGGAUUCAUGAUGUCAAAUGGUUGCAUGACAACAUAGGCAAUUCGAUGUCUACAAAUACUAAUUCUAGAGAUGAUGUUGAAUCCACAAUUUUUGAAAAUAAUCCGAGAGAAUUAGCAAUAGCUUUUGCGCAUAAUUUUGUUGAAAUUUGGAAUAUCCAAAAUAAAAUUUGUGUUUAUUCUAUACAAUGCGAAGAGCGCUGCAUAUUGUAUUCUGCUAGAUUCUUUGGUGACACUCGGAAUGAGUUAAUAAUGGCAUCUGGCACAGUAUUUAAUCAAAUUCAUUUGUGGGACGUUAUGAAGAAAAAUGAAUUUGGAGAUGGGUCUGUAUAUAAGAAACUCAUUGGACAUGAAGGUGUCAUAUUUGGAGUAAGAUUCAGUGAAGAUGGAAAAACUAUAGCUUCAGUAUCAGAUGAUAGAACCGUUCGUCUUUGGAAGACGGAUAGGAAUGACAGAUCCAAUCCUCUUGUGUUAUUUGGGCAUAUGGCACGUGUUUGGGAUUGUCAUAUUAUAGAUGAUUAUCUCAUCAGCAUCUCAGAGGAUUCAACGUGUCGAGUCUGGAAAAAUUCAAUAGAUUCAAGUGACUGUGAUGACUUAGAUUGUAUUGCCUGUUGGGAAGGUCAUGUUGGAAAGAAUAUUUGGAGUUUGGCAAUUGAUCCUUCCAAAAAAAUUGUUGCUACAGGUGGAGGAGAUUCAGGGAUUCGAUUAUGGUCACUAUUUACGGUUACAAACAAUAAAAUAGAUUCUGAUAAGGAUUUAAUUAAAAUCGAAUUACCGCCUGUUGUUUCAUAUGUCUGUUUAGAAGAAGAAAAUGGACAUCCUUCUAGAGAACAUGUGAGAAAUUUUGUGCUAGUUGAUUAUUGUACUAUUGUGAUAGCGACUAAUUACGGACAUUUGUUGAGAUAUAAUCAUGAAACUAAAGAAUGGUUAUCAUUGUAUAAUUCAAAGGAUCUACAAAAUUAUACAAUGAUGAAAGCUUCAAUAUGUGGAAGAGUUGUGUGUUGCGGUAGUAUUAAUGGACAAGUGUUUGUUACAAGUGUGAAUCAGAAAUUUCAGACUAUAGUGAGGAAAUUGCAUCAAUAUAAGUUAUUUGAAAUAUUUUUGGAGGAAACUAAGGAUCCAGAUAUUUUAUAUGUGGUUUCCCAUGCAGUUCAUAACGAUAUAUAUUUGUUAAAAUUAGAUUUGAACUGCAUGGCUGGUGCAGAACCUGGUUUUGAAAUCAUGUAUAAAGUCUCUGUACCACCACAAUUUCUUUUAAUGUCUCUUUCGUUCUGUCCAUCAUACGAUCUUUUAAUAUGCGGAUCACGCGAAAGUUGUUUAACUAUCUAUAGCUUGCAUUCAGAUUGUAAGGAAGGAACUGUAAGAGAAUUAUCUCCGAUUAUACAUUUAAGGAAUACACAUGGAAAACAAGCUGUGACGUCUGUUGCUUUAAGGACAAAUAAAUCGGAAAGUAAUGAUGACAAAUAUGACGAAGAGGUAUUAACGAUAUAUACUUCAGGAAGAGAUGGAGGAUACAACAAGUAUAGACUCCGAGGUCUGUUUUCUAAAGGUACAAGAAAAGAACUAAAAACGAUAGAAAUUGAUGGAGCUGAAUUAUUAAAAAAUGAUAAACCUAGAUCAUUAAAGAACUGUGAAGAUACAGAUAGAGAAGAUGAUAUUGGUUGUGAUAAUGCUUUAAAGAAAUCAUCUAAGAAAGAAUUAGUUUCAGAAGACGGAUUGAUUUUAGAGCAAGUAUAUAAAGCAAAGAUUACCAAGGGUUGGUUAGAGAAGGUAAUUUUUGUAGAUGAUGAGCUCAUGUUAUUAGGAUUUUAUCGGAAACGAUUUUUUGUCUAUAAUGAAGACAAGAAAUUCGAGAUGUUUUCGGUUGCGUGUGGAGGAGCACAUAGGAUGUGGCAUUUUAAAGCUAAAGAUAAAAGAAUGGAUAAGGCAAGCUUCAUGUUUAUCAGGAAAGAGAAUAUCUAUAUUUAUUCAAGAGAAAGUUCGGCAAAUAAUGAAGGAUUUGACGAUUGCAAAUUACAAGAAAAUUUUCACGGGAGGGAGUGUAGAAUUAUUAAGUUUUUAUCGUAUCCAUUGAAAAUUGAUUUAGGAAGAGAUCAAAAGUUCGAGAAUCCGAUAUUAUUUGCCACAGGAGCAGAAGACAGUUUAUUAAGGCUUUUUCAAUAUAUGCCCGGCGAGAUAGAAAAUCAUUUGAUUGGUUUGUCCAGCAUAAAGAAACAUACAUCUGUGAUUAGAAGUAUAGAAUGGAGCUUUGGAAAUGAAUUGCUGCUAUUUUCAAGUGGAGCUAGUGAAGAGUUAAGAUGUUGGAAAGUUGAUGCCAGCCUUGAACGCGGUCAACCAGAAAUCAAUACUUCAACAAUACCAUUAAUAAAUAUAAAUUGUUUAGAAUGGUCUUCGUGCCCAGCUGUUAGUGAAAUUCCAGAAACUAGAAUUAUGGACAUUUCUGUUUGUCCAAUAAGACCAUCGAGGGGAUUACAUGUUAUUGCUGCUGUAUAUUCUGAUUCUGUAUUAAGAGUAUGGCUUUUCGAUGAGAAAAAAAGAAAAUUUUUCUUGAUAGGAGAAGCCAAAUUUCAUUCGAAUUGUAUUUUACAAGUUCAGAAUUUAGUCGUUCCAGCAAAAUUAUCGGUCGUGGAAAACCCCAAACAACGUUCUUCAAAUUCUUCUGAUGGAAUUGUUUUAUUUACUUCUGCAACAGAUGGAAGGGUUGCUAUUUGGGACAUAUCUGGACCCAUUUAUAGUUACUUGGAUUCAUAUAAUAAUAAUGAUGAGACAAAUGUCAAAUUUAAUUCACAAGAUUUGGGCGUGCCAAUUUAUUCCUACCAAGCUCAUCAAUCUGGGGUAAAUUGUAUUGCAAUACAUCCAAAGUCUGGUUAUGAUUUCAGAUAUGUGAUUGUAACGGGUGGGGAUGAUAACGCGCUCUCAAUCGCAUACAUCGACAUUUUAUGGAAUGUAACCUGUAAAGGGAAGGAUGAUGACGGAAGGAUACAUUUGAUAAUUAAACCUAAUAAAGAGAUCAUGAAAAUGAAAAUGGCGCACGGAUCAUCCAUUCAAGGUAAUAAAAUGACAACACUUUUUGUUUCCUUGAAAAUUUUAACAUAA
Funneliformis mosseae is the source of this 3462-nucleotide messenger RNA. The record is from the annotation of a GenBank genome assembly. Lineage: Eukaryota; Fungi; Glomeromycota; Glomeromycetes; Glomerales; Glomeraceae.